AUGUCACGGCGGGUCUCUGUAAGUAGAUUUUCUGGAACCUUGAGGUCUCUGAGAAUGAGCACAACUGCAGCCUCGAGUCGCAGCUUAGAAGGAAAAGUCGCUGUUGUAACGGCAUCAACAGAGGGGUUGGUUGAUACAAGUGUUCAUGCUACAUGAAUGGGAGCGAAAUGGUCUGAAGGCAAUUUCAACGUAAUUUACAAAUGAUUUCGAGUCAACUUUAGUUCUUGUGUGUUUGAGUUAAGCAUGACGAUUCGAUGUUAUCCGACUUUUCCUGGUCUAGGUAGAAAACAGUAUAGCACAGAAAGAGUUGUUCCCAGCUAGCUUGGAUUCACUCUAUUUUAGAGCUCUUAGUGGGCGGCGAGGGGAGGGAGGUGGGUUGGGUGCUGGUGCUGGUGCAGAGAGGGUCCAUAAUGUAAAGUUAUACUCAUUAUUAACACUGAUCUCUGCUCAAACUUUUGACACAUCAAGUAGUAGGCUUGGAUUGUUAGUCCACUCUUUUUAACAUCAUGUUCCCAAAUACAAAAGUGUUUCCUUUACCAAAUAGGAGAUCUAUAUCAGAUCUUGAUGUUUCUGAAGUAACUACUUUUUCUUCUUUUGGAGAUCCGUCCACUGAAAUUUUAAUACUUUCUACCAGAGUCUUGAAUAUUACUCUUAAUGUCAGGGUAGGUCACAAAUAAAAAAUAUUCCUAUAAAGAGAUGUUAAACAAAAACAUUAAUUGCUGAACGUUUUUAAAUAGUGAAUUACAUAUUUUCGUUACAAAUCAGCACAAGUCACUUGUAGUUUGAUUUUUGCUUAGUAAUGUGAAUAAUUACGGAGCAUUUUCUUAGGAUUGGGUUUGCCAUUGCUAAACAACUUGCUCAUGAUGGUGCAAAGGUUAUGAUCAGUAGUCGCAAACAAGACAAAGUUAUUGAUGCUGUCUCUAAAUUAGAGAAAGAACAAGGUUGUACAGUGAAAGGAGUUGUGUGCCAUGUUGGGAAAACUGAACAUCGUAGGAAUCUUAUCAAAGAGGUACUAUUCAAAGUGCUAACUUCUGAUAAUGUAUGCGGAGAAAACAUAGUAUUUAUAAUGAAUGAUAUUUGAUAAUGAUAUUACUAUGUUUGCAACAAACAUUUCUCUCUACAGACAUUGGAUACUUUUGGAGGCAUUGACAUCUUAGUUUCAAAUGCUGCUGCUAACCCCACAUUUGGACCAAUCCUGGAGGUAAUACUUGACUUAACCAUCAUUCUAAUGUAAGCAUGAAAAGGAUUGUUAUGAUAAUGAUGAUGAUGACAAUGAGAGUAAUGGUGAUGGAGCAUUUUGAUUGCUGUGAAAACCACAGUCAUGAUGAUGAUAGUAAUGCCAAGAUGGAAAAAGGGCUAAGAUUAAAAGGUUUGAAGCUAUACUGCUACCAGUUUCAUUUUUGUGCAUGAAAAACAAUGGUACUUGUUUCAUGGUUAUAUUCAUUUUGUAAUAGAACACUUUUCAAUCAAUAUGGAAAGUACUAUCAGGGACAGGAAUCCUUUGGUUUUGCCUUAUCUUGAUCUGUGAUUGUAUCAGAAAACUAGUAAUACUAUCUCAACCAGUCAGACUAAAAACUGAAAUCAAUUGUGACCUAAAAGAUCAAUCACAUUUUCAUAUGAUCCAUGUGUUUUUUGCUUUAAUUUUCUUGGAUCACAUUCUCACAAGGUGUUUGUGAUUUUAACCUUUUUUGUGGUUGCAUAGCCAUUAUAAGUGAUUUCUUUUGAUUUUACAAAACCCAAUCCUAUUGUGCUCUAAAAUGAGAGGAACAGCAGGCUUCAAGGAAAAACUAUAUGUUACAGAAUAAUAAAAAAAUAAAAAAAUUGGUCAUGUUAUGAAGUAUCAUCUAUACCUAUGAUAUAUUUUAUUUCAGACACCAGAGGAAUCAUGGGAAAAGGUAGAAAAGGAAGAUUACAUAUUGAUAUAUUUUUUGGCAUACAAUUUGCAUUAGUUUGUUAGUGACAUGUUUAAAUCAGCUCUUGCCUGCAGGUAGGAAUGGGGGGCAGAGGAGCUAAAAGGGAAAGAGAAGACAAAUGCACUGCUACCUAAAUAUGUGUGGUUGUAAGUAGUUAAUAUAACAAAGUGAUUCAAAGAAGGUGGCUCUAUGAUUGCUUGAAAGUGACAUAAAAAUUUUCUUUGAGAAGUAAUCUCAAAUGACCCACAUGGUUUGAAAAUUUUUUACAAUUAUCUGGGGAAGAAUAUGUGGAACCUCUCAAGUCCACAACAAUUUCAUUUUCAAUUGGCUCCCCCUGCACACUUCAAAGUUCCUUUGUUGGAGCCUAACCUUUUACUGUGUUAUGAUCAUUAACUGAUGAAGGUCAAUUUUAGAGCACUGCUUAAUUUAAUGUGUAGCAGACUUAAAAGUCAUCUUAAAUUGUGAAAACUGACAAAGUAUAAAUUUCCUGGUCUUUCUGUUCAUUUUGUUUUUUUGGUCUUUUGUUAAUACAGAUUUUUGAUAUCAAUGUGAAGUCAGCUUUUCUUCUGGCAAAAGAUGUUGUUCCAUUGAUGAAAAAGAGAGGGUUUGUAUACUGAGUCCCAAUUUGAGAUAUUGGUAUUGGUGGUACCAUAGUUUAGUUAACCCUUUAACCCCUAUGAGUGACUAGCAUCUAAUUUCCCCUUACAGUUUCACCACUGAAUCACAGAUUAACGUCAUGAGAAUAAAGGAAAAGGUCACCAAUGAAAGAACUCUUGAUUGUUAGACAAAUUCUCCUUGUCAGCACCUUAGUAAAUAUACAGAGAACACUAUGGAAAAUAUGAAUGUUAGGGUUGUUAAGGGUUAAUCUUAACUGACUUGUUCCAGUCAUCAAUAAUGAAAAUAAUUUGAGAUGCACUUUAUCUAAAAACCAAAUUUUGUUGCUUAUUUAUUUCAGAGGUGGAUCCAUAGUGUUUGUUUCAUCUAUUGCUGGACUCCAGCCAUCCCUGCAGGUAGAUAUAACCCUUUUCAAACUUAAUUGCCCUACAAGACAAAACUUGGUUUGAAAAGUAUGCCAUUCUUAUAAGUUUGUUUUAAUUUAUUCAAACAUUCAUGAAUUUGAGACCCAAUCUUCAGUUUUAGUUUUGAGCAGCUUUGAAAUACUUUGUUUUUCAAAUAGUGUGAAAAGUGUGACUUACUGGUAAUCAUACUUAAAUCAAACCCCCAAAAAAUUACUUUAAAAGUAACUUUUAAAAAGUUACUUUAAAAAGUUACUUUAAAGUUACUUUAGUCAACCUUAAGAUGGAAAAAUAGGUAAUUAUUUAUGACUGAAAAGCAUUUUUGAUUAUUCAGUAUCUUAAUGCCAUAUUGGUUUCAGGGUCUUGGUGCUUAUAGCGUUAGCAAGACAGCUCUGCUUGGUUUGACCAAGGUUCUAGCCAAUGAAUGUGCUCACAUGGGAGUGAGGGUGAAUUGUGUUGCACCUGGGAUCAUCAAGACAAAGUUUAGUGGAGCAGUGAGUAUUCAAAUGUCAGAGCAAUCUACUUUAGUUACAUUUGCCCUUUUAUUGCAAAUAACCAUGAGACAAAAAUAAAAAUGAAAUUCAUCCAGACGAUGUGACAUCUAUGAGCCAGAAGAGGAUUGUUUUCUGAAAUGUAGCGGAAAAGCUGGAAAUGAUAAUGUUUGAGACAAAAGAAAAAGAAAACGAGAAGGGCUGGAUAAAAAAAUGAACAAAGAAAUAAAUAAAUGCAUGAUCACUAUGAUCUGACUUCCUCCUUAGGUGGUUUAAAACUUGACUUGUAUAAGGUAAAUAAAAAUAGACAUUGGGGUGUUAUUUUUUGUAGCUUUGGCAAAGUGAGUCCUUAACUGAAGCCGCACUUGCUCAAAUUCCCUUGAGGAGGUAG
Messenger RNA from Pocillopora meandrina, 3811 nucleotides. The record is from the annotation of a GenBank genome assembly. Lineage: Eukaryota; Metazoa; Cnidaria; Anthozoa; Scleractinia; Pocilloporidae.